AUGUCUGAACCAUCUUUAUCAUCAAAUACCGGUAGUCAAGGUAAUGCCUCAAAUAAUAAUGUUUCUAAUCCUGUUCCAAAUAUAGAUGAGCUUAGACAACAACUUGCGUCUUCAAAGGGGAGCCUUACACGAAUUGAGAACAUUAUUGGUGCGUCAAAUAAUUUGUCUCCUACUGAACUUGAGUGCAGGUUAGGUAUGGUCGAAUCGUAUUAUAAACAAGCGUCUUAUUAUCAAGGUCAAAUUGACCGUUUGUUACCACAAGAUACAUGUCGUUCGGAAAUUGACGAACUAUAUGUCAUAGUAAAAUCACGUAUUCUAAAUCUUCUCGGCAACAGAAGAAGCUCACAAUCACAUGAACAUACAUUUUCAAUGCCUCAAAUGCAGUACAAUCGUUUGCCUAAAUUACGUUUGCCGAGAUUUGAUGGCAAAUAUCUCGAAUAUAAAAACUUCAUAAACUCUUUCACGAAUCUAGUUCACAGCGAUCAAUUCAUUCCACCUAUUGAGAAGUUCAACCAUCUGUUAUCGUGCCUAUCCGGCGAAGCUUUGUCAACAAUUAAGUCGUCCCAAGUAACUGAAGAAAACUAUGGCAAAGCACUAGACAGAUUGAAAGAGCGAUAUGACAAUGAUACAAUCAUUUUUUUAGAAAACAUUUCAUCUAUUUUCGAAGUGGAUAAAAUUUCUAAGGCUGAUUCUAAACAACUUAGACAUAUCACUGAUACUAUCUCAGCUUUGUACAAUUCGUUACAAUCACUUGGAAGUUUUGAAAAAAUUUGUGAUGCAAUUAUCAUACAUCUUACAAUUACCAAAGUUGAUCAAGAAACUAAAAAGAAAUGGGAUGAAUAUUUAGAUUACUCUAAUCUUCCAUCGUGGAAACAAUGUUGUGCUAUGUUUGAUAAGCGAUGCCAACAACUCGAUGCUCAAACAAGGCAUAAUGUGAAACCGCAAUCAAUUCAAACUUAUCAGCCGCAUUCAUUACAAAAGGUUAGCAAGCCAAAGCAGUAUUCAUUUGCGAUCAAAAAUAUUCCUGAAAGGUCGUGUACACAUUGUUCCAAAUUAGGUCAUAAUAUUUCUACUUGUAUCAAUUUCAUCGCACUUCCAUUAGAACAACGUCGUGAUCAAGUACAACAGCACCAACUGUGUUUCAAUUGUUUAUCAAACCUCCACACUGUAUCACAAUGUAGCUCAAAAUAUUCUUGUCGAUUUUGUAAACAACGUCAUCAUACGUUGCUCCACAAACAUGAUUUAAAUACGUUUGUAAAUUCUAACAUUUCAUCAUCAAGAAAUGAUCAACUUAGUAAUCCAGUUACACAUGCUACUUCACAAAAGAGUGUUAAGAAGACAAAUAGUACCAUUAUUUUAGCAACAGCUCUAAUUCUCAUAAAAGAUUCUACCGGAACGUACCAAAUGGGCCGAGCGCUUUUAGAUUCAUGUUCGCAAGUGAAUUUCAUUACCGAUUCUCUAGCACGGGCUCUAAACUUAAAAAGGUCGAGAUCUGAAAUAGAUAUCGUUGGUGUUGGUUCUUCUGAGCUGAAAAUUCAACAUAAUACGCAAACUACAAUCCGAUCACGGAUAACCGAGUUUGAAACAUCACUAGAUUUUCUCAUUUCAAAGAACAUUAGUAGCUAUCAUCCAGAUAAAGCAUUUUCGUUGAAAGAUUUAAAUAUUCCAUCACAUAUGGAACUUGCAGAUCCAGAAUUUAAUGUCGCUAAAGGUAUUGAUAUGUUACUUGGAGCAGAAGCUUUCUUUUUGUUGUUAACGCAAGGUCGAAUGUCUUUGGGUAAAAACUUACCAAUUUGA
Molecule: messenger RNA, 1797 nt
Organism: Teleopsis dalmanni
Lineage: Eukaryota; Metazoa; Arthropoda; Insecta; Diptera; Diopsidae
Exons: 1
Coding region: 1-1797 (598 amino acids)
Source: RefSeq, a predicted model, not a curated record